Chinchilla lanigera (long-tailed chinchilla) is the source of this 622-nucleotide messenger RNA. RefSeq names its product diazepam-binding inhibitor-like 5. NCBI's taxonomy places the organism in Eukaryota, Metazoa, Chordata, Mammalia, Rodentia, Chinchillidae. Gene Ontology annotation, cellular component: mitochondrion. The record is from RefSeq and is a predicted model, not a curated record. Gene Ontology annotation, biological process: fatty acid metabolic process. Gene Ontology annotation, molecular function: fatty-acyl-CoA binding.
CGCCACGGCACAAUGGGAGGCGCGGGAGGGCGGGGCCACAGGCCACGCCCACAGCCUCGGGCCCCUUCCCUCGCAGCAGCCCCAGCGCAGAUCGCUCGCGCUCCGCACGCACGCACGCGCAUUUCUCGCCAACGAGCCCGCCAAGCCCACAGCGCCCUCUGUCGGCACACAGUGUCAGGUGUCACCUGGAAAGAACAGAGGGACCCAGCCUCAAGUACCUCAAUGUGCCAAGUGGAGUUUGAGCUGGCUUGCGCUGCCGUCAAGGAGCUGAAGGGUCCUAUGAGUGACCAGGAGAUGCUGGUGUACAGCUUCUACAAACAGGCCACUCAGGGUGACUGCAACAUCCCUGCCCCUCCUGACUCGGACAUGAAAGCCAAGGCCAAGUGGGAGGCAUGGAACAUCCACAAAGGGAUGUCCAAGAUGGACGCCAUGAAGGUCUACAUUGCCAAAGUGGAAGAGCUGAAGAAAAAGGAGGCUACUUAAGUACACUCUUUAGUAGGCAGAAGUAGCGUGGCUCCUCAGGUUGGGAAUGGGCUUCUUAAAAGAUCUUGAGGGCCGAAAUGUCCUGAAAGGGUAGCAAGGUUAGCUAAGACAUCAAUAAAGCACUUAAGCUGCCUAAAAA